Messenger RNA from Xiphias gladius (swordfish), 2283 nucleotides. Its product is annotated as T-cell surface glycoprotein CD3 epsilon chain-like. The coding region runs from base 143 to 652 and encodes 169 amino acids. Lineage: Eukaryota; Metazoa; Chordata; Actinopteri; Istiophoriformes; Xiphiidae. The transcript is spliced from 5 exons. Gene Ontology annotation, biological process: positive thymic T cell selection; cell surface receptor signaling pathway. The record is from RefSeq and is a predicted model, not a curated record. Gene Ontology annotation, molecular function: transmembrane signaling receptor activity. Gene Ontology annotation, cellular component: external side of plasma membrane; alpha-beta T cell receptor complex.
ACCAUCUUGUGUACAUCUUUCUAUUGUACUGAGCAGGCAGCUUGAUGUUAUUUGUAUCUUGUAGAAGAGACAUUCACAAAUCUGAUACAUACGAUAAUAAGAUCUAGAAACUCAGUACAAAAACAGAGGUCAUCUUAAGAAAAUGAACAGCAUGGGUUUUCCGAGUGUGUUCGCCAUCCUCCUCCUUUUCAUAGGUACCGUGAAGGCUACGCGUGUAAUAUUCAGUGGAAUGAAUUUCACGAUGUUCUGUCCCUGGGACGGGGAAUGGUUCAAGAAUGAUGAAAAAAUAGAAGGACAAACUGAAUUGUAUUCACUUAAGUAUAAUAGUGAUAACAAAGGCUUAUACUACUGUCAGAACGGGGGUGAAAAGUAUUAUUUCUACGUGAAAGGAAAGGUAUGUGAAAAUUGUACUGAGCUGGACGCGACCUUGGUUUUGCUGGUCAUGAUGGUGGACGGGCUCGGGACAGCACUUCUGAUGAUUCUAAUCUACAGAUGCACCAAGAAGAAGAGCUCAGCUGGACCUACGUACUCUUCGAAAGCACCUGCUCAUUCAGGAGGCCGAGCUCCACCUGUCCCAUCUCCUGACUAUGAGCAACUGAACACUCACACUCGCUCCCAGGACACUUACUCUAUCGUGAACAGGACGGGAUAGAGUCAAGUCACCUGACUGCGCCAGGUCACUGGUUUAAAGGCUGCACUAACAAAGGCAAAUAUUCACAAAAGUCCUACUAGAGCGUACAUCAUGCUCCCAGUAGUAUGCCAACACUGGCCUUUGCUCUUAUGGAUUUGAAAGGUGCCAAAAAUGGCAAAAAGAUGAAUUUUCCCACUUAUCCCCAGUAUUACCUGGCCAGGUAAAAUAGUUCAGGUUUCAAUUGUCCAUGUAGUCUUCCACCAUCGCAGCACAAGAGUGGUGACUGGAUUUUAGUUUGUAUUGCUCACAGUAUUUAAAAAUUACACUGAAAAACUACUUAAAGAGAGAAUUACUCAGAGUAAUGUGGACAUCGUUUCUGUAAGUUGCCGUAGAUCAGUAAUUCCCAACCUGGAUGUACAUCUGCAGUUACCAGGUGGUCUGUGGAAAGAUUGUGUAGCUCAGCUAAUUUGAAAAUGUAGAGAUUAUGAUUUGAUAACAAAAUGUAAGUAUAUAUGUAUGUAUGUAUAGUACAUCUUGAAUGUUUUUUUUUCACAACAAUCUACCCACUACUGUAUUUUGACAGUUUUCUAGUGAAUCAGUUUUAAUAAUUUGACACCAAGUGCCGCGAUUGAGACUGCGUGUAAACUAGUAAGCGAAAUGCUUACAAAAAGCUAAAAGUAACAUAUGAAUAGCUGAAAUGUCCAUUUUGAAGUCGGAUUUGAUUGACCACCAAAGACAAGUUAAAAAAAAAGGCAAGCAUCGGUUUUGCUGUAAAAAGCAAUUGAAGAAUUCCACAAAGCCAUCUCAUCUAUCGCUAUCAAAGGGAAGGGGCACAAUGAAGGGGUACUUGAACCCAUCUAAAUGGGCUGUGUGGGGUAUCUCAGACACAAAAAUGUUGAGAACUACUGCUGUAGACUGAUUUGAAUAUUAUCUUUGAAUGCUGUUAGCGACACAAAUUUCCGCUCACGCUUAUUGUACUGGUGUGGAGGCAGAAAUCUUAGAGACAUAAAUAUAAACUCAGUAUUCAAUUUAUUAUGUUCAGCUGUAAAGUCUAGUGCAAUCCUAUACAACUGUUCUGUCAUGAAGUCUAUUUUUACGGUGCCAAUAAUGUUCAGGUUUUUUUGGUGUACCUAAUAGUGUGUAGAUAUUUUUUAUGCUUUCAGUGUACUGAUCCUUUAAUAUAAAACAUUGGUAGAGAGUACUGUCAAAAUCACAACUUGUCAUUUUGAAUAGAGAGACAUAUGUUUUCUGUAAAUACACUCAGUUGGCAGUUUAUUAGUAACACCUAGCUUAAAAUAAUGCAGUCUAAUACAACAGCUCUGCUAUAAAUGCUACCUUCAUGAUGGUUAUAAUGUUCGGUUUGUGUUGGAACUCUUUUACAGAGGUGUUGAUCUAACUUAUGGUCAUUUUAGAGGCUGCAGUUUGUGGUGCUGUUGAACUGUAUUGCGUUACACGGACAGGUGUUCUCGAUUAUUUUGUCCACCCCAUUUAUAUCUAUGAGGGUAGGCUGAAUAACACAAGCAUCUCUCUGGAUAAUGCAAAAUAGCUCAAAAUAGCUCAAAAGCACCACAGACUACAUCCUCCAAAAUGAUCAUAUGUACACGUUUAUGUCAGUGUAUGUUCUGACUCAUUAUCAUUGCUCACCACAUCAA